This is a messenger RNA of Oncorhynchus gorbuscha (pink salmon), 3727 nucleotides long. RefSeq names its product glycerol-3-phosphate acyltransferase 4-like. Gene Ontology annotation, biological process: triglyceride biosynthetic process. Lineage: Eukaryota; Metazoa; Chordata; Actinopteri; Salmoniformes; Salmonidae. The record is from RefSeq and is a predicted model, not a curated record. The transcript has 14 exons. The coding region runs from base 462 to 1979 and encodes 505 amino acids. Gene Ontology annotation, cellular component: endoplasmic reticulum. Gene Ontology annotation, molecular function: glycerol-3-phosphate O-acyltransferase activity.
UUAGCUCACAGUAUGAGGUCGAUGAUUGCAGACAGGGAGGGAGUCAUGCUAAUGAUUGAUGAUGAGUUUCUCAUAUACGUUUUCCUUGUUGGAGCCCGCCAAGUUAAAAAGAAGUGAGUAAACACACUCUGAAGAAGUCAUUUGCAUAUUUUGAUGGAUUAAGUUGAGGACUGAAGUUUUGGAUGCUCUGACAUUACUGGAUCCUUUAUUAUAGUCUUCAUGAUGAGAUCAGUCUGCUCUCCUAGACAUUGACUUGAGCUUCCCCAGGUCCGAUGUGCCCAUGAAGCCCUUGUUUCAGUGCAGGCUUCAGAAGCUGAGGCUAUAAAGGGACAAGAGGACUAAUCUGCAGCCUUAGUCUUGGUCCUGGACUUCUCUUUAGUCCUUUAACAGUCCUCCCUGUUCCCUGCCAUAUCCCCUCACCACUCCACUGCACCACAGCCCCGGCCUCACCUGUGGCCAACAUGGGCUGGUUCCUCCUCCCAUUUGAUAACCUGCUGUGUAUAGUCCUUGGCAUAUCCUUCACUGUGGGAUUCAGCUCGCUGCUAGUCAUAGUCCUGCCGGCCGUCCUUGGAGUGUCCAUUGGGAUCCGCAGACUGUACAUGAAGAGUCUUCUCAAGGUCUUUGAGUGGGCUACUGUGCGGAUGGAGAGAGGCGCAAAGGAGAAGAAUCAACAUCUUUAUAAACCCUAUAGUAAUGGUAUCAUAGCUAAAGAAAUGUCAUCUCUGGAGCAGGAGAUCCAGGAGCUCCGUGCCAGCAGCACCACUCUGAGCUCUGAGCCUGAGUUUGAGAUGGCGGACAUCAUGUAUUUCUGCCGGCGUGGGGUGGAGAGCAUCGUGGAUGACGAGGUGACCAAGCGCUUUUCUGCUCAGGAGCUGGAGUCCUGGAACCUGCUGACCCGCAGCAACUUCAACUCCCGCCACAUCAGCCUGCGACUCAGCGUGCUCUGGGGACUGGGUCUCUUCAUCCGCUAUGGCUUCUUGCUGCCACUCAGGGUUACUCUGGCAGCCUCUGGUAUUGGUCUGCUUGUGGUCUUGACUACCAUAGUGGGCUUCAUACCAAGCGGCUGGUUAAGGACGUUCCUCAGUGAGAAGAUUCAUCUGAUGUCUUAUCGCAUCUGUGUCCGAUCCCUCACUGCCAUCAUCACCUAUCACAACAGUGAGAACAAACCAAAGAAUGGAGGCAUCUGUGUGGCGAAUCACACAACCCCCAUUGACGUCAUCAUCCUGGCCAAUGAUGGCUGCUAUUCUAUGGUUGGCCAGAUCCAUGGUGGUUUGAUCGGGGUAGUCCAGAGAGCCAUGGUGAAAUCCAGUCCCCACAUCUGGUUUGAGAGAUCUGAAGUCAAAGACCGUCACCUUGUGGCCGAAAGGCUUAGCAAUCAUGUAGCAGACAAAACUAAACACCCCAUCCUCAUCUUCCCAGAGGGCACAUGCAUCAACAAUACCUCAGUGAUGAUGUUCAAAAAGGGCAGCUUUGAGAUAGGCUGUACUGUCUACCCUGUGGCCAUUAAGUAUGACCCUAGGUUUGGCGACGCGUUCUGGAACAGCAGUAAGUUUGGGAUGGUCAACUACCUGCUGAGGAUGAUGAGCAGUUGGGCCAUCGUCUGCAGUGUCUGGUACCUUCCACCUAUGAGCAGAGAGGAGGGAGAGGAUGCGGUGCAGUUUGCAAACAGAGUAAAAGCAGCCAUCGCCACGCAGGGAGGACUGGUGGACCUGCUGUGGGAUGGAGGCCUGAAACGAGGGAAGGUGAAAAAUACGUUCAAAGAGGAGCAGCAGAAGCUGUACAGCAAGGUGCUAGUUGGAGACCAGGAGGACCAAGGUGAAGACAGACCACAGGAAGAUGAAGAAGAAGAAUUAGAAGAGGGGGACCAAAAUGAAGACAGACCACUUGAAGAUUACACACCCAGACCACUGGAAGACUGCUCUCUGAGACUACAAGAAGAAGAGGAGAGAGGCUCAGAGACACCAAUGAAGGACCAAUGAGGGUGGGGGUUCCAUUCCUACCAGGUUAUUAAGUGUCAGCGGAGCCCCACUCACUGUCUUGGUGAGGCACUAGACCAGAGGAUUUAUUGGAUUGGAAGCCUUAAAGUAAUUUCAAUAACAAUGAACUACUCAGAGACCAUUUCAAUAGCAAUUAACUACUCAGAGACCAUGUAGUGCAACUGAAACAGUAUCAUUUUCUACAGGCUGUAAGCCACAUACUUUUGAGUUUGUGCUGCACUAUGCACAGUCAUUUUAUGAAUGUUAACUGUUUUAAUACUGUAUUUAAAUAUGUAUCUUUAAUAUUUUAUUUGUAUUUAUGCUAUUUUGACCAGUAUAUUUGGGUAAUUUUGGGUAGUGCAAUUAGGUCCCCCAAAACUUGAUUAAAACAAUGUAUCAUAAAGAGGACAUGUUAAACUUAAUAAAAUUAAUUUCAGCCUGUUUUGGCCUUCCAUGGUGACAUCACCAUACAGGUAAAUUAAUAGACCAACAAGAAAGAGGGUGUCAAAUCUCCUGCCAAUAACAGCACAUUUGUACUUUUUCCCUCCACACUCAGACUACUCCCAGACAAUCCUAGCAACAUUCUUGCUUGAGAAAUUGCCCUUUGCUAAAAAGCUAUUCUUGUUAGUUUUCAAUUAAAAUUUCAAUUAAACUUUUUACCCAGAAAUCAUUUGAUAUUGAGAUAAAAUGGCUGCAUUGAAACUUUUAAAGUAACAGGGUUGACUUAACAGGAUUGAAGUUUUCAUCUUAAAUUAGCCAUAACUUGUGUGCAAUAGGGAUGGGCAAUUGAAUGCAAGCUUCAUCACAAUUAUUUAUAUAUAUAUUUUUUUACAUUUCUACCCUCUCUAUCUAUGGGGAAACAUUCAGUUAUCCACCCACCACACAACACCAGAAAAUAACCAAAAAGCUUUUACAUUAUGAUUUGAUGUCAUAGUUUCUUUAGAGAAAAUAUUUUAUAAAAGGAAUAGUUUAAAUUAGAGUUCCAUUAAUGUAACAGGGUGGCCCCUUAAAUGAGGGACAAAUGUAAGUUAUUCACUUAUCGUGUGAAGUAAAUAAUAAUCUUCAGAAAUGACUAUAUUAAAGCAAUAAAAUAACUAGGGCUUUACAAUGAUGGAGAAAUGUUUGGGUUAAGUGGGAUAAAAUCCUCCUAGAAGUCUGGAAAACACGAGGGACAUGUCAAAAUGCAGAUUUUUGGCACUUUAGCAAGUCUUUAGUCAAAUAAAAAUCGGUUAACGUUAAAUAGCACUUUAAUAGAACAGGCUUUUCAGUAUUGGUGCACAAUUACAACUUCAAAUGUCAAAGGGAGGCAAAAGGCACUCAAUCCGUGGAACCAUCCAUUUAUGCAUAUUGUGAAAACAGGAGGAAAGGUUACAAAGCCACAGCAGACCAAAUAUGCAGUUAAUCGGUCAAUAUGUGUCACAGUCCUAGACAAUAGAGAACAUGACACGGAAGACUGUUACCAUGUUAUCUAAAUAAGCUUUGUUGUACAAUUAAUGGUAAAAUAUAUUGCAUUUCUAAAAGUUAACAAUAUUGUCAUGAAUUCAGUGUGUGUGAAAUUAGGCUAAAUAUAAGCCCCACUAAUAAUUGUAUCAAAAUACACUGAACAAGAAUAUAAAUGCAACACUUAAAGUGUUGGUCCUAUGUUUCAUGAGAUGAAAUAAAAGAUCACAGAAAAUGUCCUUGCACAAAAAGUGCACAAAAAGCUUAUUUCUCAAAAAUGUUGUGCACGCAUUUGUUUACAUCCCUGUUAG